AUGACGGCCGCAACCCGCCUCCGCUCCAUCUACCGCUCCCUCCUGCGCGAGCUCCCACCCCGUCCCGUCCUCGCUCGCGAGCGCUCUCCCAUCCACAACCGCCUCCGCGCCAGCUUCACUCAGGCCAACACCAACGCCGUCGAGGCCAACACAGCCGCUGCGGAGGCGGAGCAGCUCGCCGCCUACCUCCGCGCCCAGCGCACCUACGUCACCCUCCUCGAGCGUUAUAACCCGGGCAUGAACAUGGACGAGGAGGAGCGCGUGCGCCUGACGGCCCGGAGGGUCGGCAUGGACCUGCCCAAGGAGUUCAAGGACCGUUUGGAAUGA
Colletotrichum spaethianum is the source of this 327-nucleotide messenger RNA. RefSeq names its product ATP synthase assembly factor fmc1, mitochondrial. Gene Ontology annotation, biological process: mitochondrial proton-transporting ATP synthase complex assembly. The record is from RefSeq and is a predicted model, not a curated record. The transcript has a single exon. NCBI's taxonomy places the organism in Eukaryota, Fungi, Ascomycota, Sordariomycetes, Glomerellales, Glomerellaceae. Gene Ontology annotation, cellular component: mitochondrial matrix. The coding region runs from base 1 to 327 and encodes 108 amino acids.